Ostreococcus lucimarinus CCE9901 is the source of this 1026-nucleotide messenger RNA. RefSeq lists its product with no specific name. The record is from RefSeq and is a predicted model, not a curated record. The transcript has a single exon. The coding region runs from base 1 to 1026 and encodes 341 amino acids. NCBI's taxonomy places the organism in Eukaryota, Viridiplantae, Chlorophyta, Mamiellophyceae, Mamiellales, Bathycoccaceae.
AUGCGAGAGCGAGCGAAGGGAGGGGUGAGCGCGUACGCGCCGUUCGUGGAGUCGCUGUACGAACACACGCCGGCGAGGGCGGUGGAGACGUCGAGAGCGGCGCGCGCGCGGUUGGAGGGACACGCGGCGGCGGAGACGAUGAGAGAGUACGAACGAGACGCGGAGGAUGGAUGGCGAGCGGCGCGAAGGACGUUUGAGACGUUUCCAUCGAUUUUUUCCGUUCAUGAAUUCACGCGCGCGGCGUUCGAGGAGGCGUUGGCGAUCGUUCGCGCGAACUCUUUCGAGGCGAGGAGCGAAGACGGGACGCGCGCGCGCGCGCUCGUGCCGAUGGCGCAUUUGCUUUUGCACGACACCGGGAGCGAGGUUCCGUGCGUGAAGAUCGUAGACGGUGUGUUCGUCAUAAACGUUGACGAGCACGAAGAGGGAGACGAGUUGUCGUGCAGUCACGGUGAUUAUUCCGACGCCGAGACGUUUGCACGAUUCGGCGUGAGCGCGUUUUAUUCAGCCGAGAAGAACGCGAGAAAUAAGAUAAAGUUUGCGUUUCCGAGCGAAAUUUAUUCCAUGAAAAGCUUAGAUCGAUGUGGAUCCGUCGAAAAUAUCGCAUUCACGGACGCGGGUGCGACGGAAGAGUUUAUGUGCGCCUUGAGACUCGCCUCGGCGAAUGAAACCGAAUGGGCCGCAAUCUCAAAGUCUAAAGCCAGCGUUCGAGCGCUUCGUAAGAAACCGCUGAGUGAGGAGAGCGAGAUAGCGGUUUACGAAGCAUUAUUUGCCACGCUCACCGAGUUACUGAACUCCUACCCAUCGAGCGAUAACGAAGACGAGCGAUUAUUACAAAGUCGGACGCUGCAGUCGGCGCCCGACGAGGAGCGCGCGGUGACGAUUCGUCUUCGAGAGAAACGUCUCGCGCUGAGUAGUUUGAAUGCUGUCCAAUACGCCGGUCGUCAACAACUCGGCGGUUUGUUGUUCGACAAGCAUUUUGCCGACGUGUUACCGUCUCCUGUCAACGUGCGGCAGACAAACGGAUGA